GUGCUGAGGGGGCGCGGCGCGGAGGGGCGCGGAGCCGGGAGGCUAGGGGCCCAGAGAGCGCGGCGGCCGGGAGCCCGCCGGCCCCUGACAGCCCCCUCCCCCCGGCAGACGACGACGACGACGAGGGCGCUGGUCAUGGCGGAGCAGCGAACUGAGCGCGGGCCUUGAGCACCACCGCAUGGAGCGGGACGAACGGCCGCCUAGCGGAGGGGCAGGCGGCGGGGGCUCGGCGGGGUUCCUGGAGCCGCCUGCCGCGCUCCCUCCGCCGCCGCGCAACGGUUUUUGUCAGGAUGAAUUGACAGAGCUCGACCCAGGCACUAAUGAUCGGGCCGAACAACGAACCUGUCUCAUUUGUGGGGACCGAGCCACAGGCUUGCACUAUGGAAUCAUCUCCUGUGAGGGCUGCAAAGGGUUUUUCAAGCGGAGCAUUUGCAACAAGCGGGUAUAUCGGUGCAGCCGUGAUAAGAACUGUGUCAUGUCUCGGAAACAGAGGAAUAGGUGCCAGUACUGCCGUCUGCUCAAAUGCCUCCAGAUGGGGAUGAACCGGAAAGCAAUCAGAGAAGAUGGCAUGCCUGGAGGCCGGAAUAAGAGCAUUGGGCCAGUCCAGAUAUCAGAGGAAGAGAUUGAAAGGAUCAUGUCUGGGCAGGAAUUUGAGGAAGAGGCCAAUCACUGGAGCAACCAUGGUGACAGCGACCACAGUUCCCCUGGGAACAGGGCUUCAGAAAGCAACCAGCCCUCACCAGGCUCUACUCUGUCCUCCAGGUCUGUGGAACUAAAUGGAUUUAUGGCAUUCAGGGAGCAGUACAUGGGGAUGUCUGUGCCUCCACACUAUCAAUACAUACCGCACCUUUUUAGCUAUUCUACCCACUCGCCACUUCUGCCCCCACAAGCUCGCAGCCUGGAUCCCCAGUCAUACAGUCUGAUUCACCAACUGGUAUCAGCUGAAGACCUGGAGCCAUUGGGCACGCCCAUGUUGAUCGAAGAUGGAUAUGCUGUGACCCAGGCAGAGCUGUUUGCCCUGCUUUGCCGCCUGGCUGAUGAGCUGCUCUUUAGGCAGAUUGCCUGGAUCAAGAAACUGCCUUUCUUCUGCGAGCUCUCAAUCAAGGAUUACACCUGCCUCCUGAGCUCUACGUGGCAGGAAUUAAUUCUGCUAUCCUCCCUCACCGUUUACAGCAAGCAGAUCUUUGGGGAGCUGGCUGAUGUCACUGCCAAGUACUCACCCUCUGAUGAAGAGCUACACAGAUUUAGUGAUGAAGGGAUGGAGGUGAUCGAGCGGCUCAUCUACCUGUAUCACAAGUUUCAUCAGCUAAAGGUCAGCAAUGAGGAGUAUGCUUGCAUGAAAGCAAUUAACUUCUUAAAUCAAGAUAUCAGGGGUCUGACCAGUGCCUCACAGCUGGAACAGUUGAACAAGCGAUAUUGGUACAUUUGCCAGGAUUUCACUGAAUAUAAAUAUACACAUCAGCCAAACCGCUUUCCUGACCUCAUGAUGUGCUUACCUGAGAUUCGGUAUAUUGCAGGAAAAAUGGUGAAUGUCCCCUUGGAGCAGCUGCCCCUCCUGUUCAAGGUGGUGCUGCAUUCCUGCAAGACAAGUGUGAGCAAGGAGUGACCUGUUCCCGCGCCCUCCGCAGGCCGGCCGCAAAGCCUCGGGUGGGCAGGACGGGCUCCCGAAGAGCAGCCCAGAGACCAAGAUGGAGGCUGUGGAGCAGCGUUCCCGAUCGCCUCCUUAGCAAGAAGAGUUUGUGUUUGUUUGUCUGUUUUUUUUUUUAAGCUCAGUUUUCUAUAUAUUUAUUUCACGACAGAGUUGAAUGUAUGGCCUUCAACAUGAUGCACAUGCUUUUGUGUGAAUGCAGCCGAUGCAUUUCCUUGCAGUUUACAGAAUGUGAAGA
Molossus molossus (Pallas's mastiff bat) is the source of this 1886-nucleotide messenger RNA. It is a transcript of the gene NR6A1, whose product is annotated as nuclear receptor subfamily 6 group A member 1. NCBI's taxonomy places the organism in Eukaryota, Metazoa, Chordata, Mammalia, Chiroptera, Molossidae. The transcript is spliced from 10 exons. The record is from RefSeq and is a predicted model, not a curated record. The coding region runs from base 179 to 1606 and encodes 475 amino acids. Gene Ontology annotation, biological process: regulation of DNA-templated transcription. Gene Ontology annotation, molecular function: DNA-binding transcription factor activity; zinc ion binding; sequence-specific DNA binding.